Molecule: messenger RNA, 1976 nt
Organism: Brienomyrus brachyistius
Lineage: Eukaryota; Metazoa; Chordata; Actinopteri; Osteoglossiformes; Mormyridae
Gene: ciao3
Product: nuclear prelamin A recognition factor-like
Exons: 11
Coding region: 63-1493 (476 amino acids)
Biological process (GO): iron-sulfur cluster assembly
Cellular component (GO): cytosolic [4Fe-4S] assembly targeting complex
Molecular function (GO): 4 iron, 4 sulfur cluster binding
Source: RefSeq, a predicted model, not a curated record
UCCGAAUUCCGCGCUGCACGUGUUUUUCGGCCGAUUGAGCUUUUUCCGGCACACACUGAAACAUGGCUUCCCACUUCAGCAGCGUAUUGCAAUUAACAGACCUGGACGAUUAUAUCACUCCGUCUCAGGAAUGUGUAAAACCUGUAAAGGUACAGAAGGUACAAGGAAAAUCUGUGGCCAAAAUUCAGAUAGAAGAUGAUGGAAGUUACUUUCAGGUUAACCAGGAGGGGAGGCUGCAGAGGUUGGAGAAGGCGAAGAUCACGCUGAAUGACUGCUUGGCCUGCAGUGGCUGUAUCACAUCGGCUGAGAGUGUCCUGAUCACGCAGCAGAGUCAUGACGAGCUGUACAGAGUGCUCCGGCAGAACGAGCAGAGCAGCAGCGAGCGGAUGGUGGUGGUGGUGUCUGUGUCCCCCCAGUCCAGGGCCUCCCUGGCAGCACGUUUCGGCCUGAGCAGCUGUGACACUGGCAGGAGGCUCACUGCUUUCUUUAAGAAGCUGGGUGUGCAUCAUGUGUUUGAUACCGGCUUCAGCAGAGCCUUCAGCCUCCUAGAGAGCCAGCGGGAGUUUGUGGAACGCUUCCACCGGAAGGAGCAGGACCCAAAGGCUCUGCCAAUGCUGGCUUCAGCUUGCCCAGGGUGGAUCUGCUAUGCAGAGAAAACUCAUGGUGAUUUCAUUCUUCCUUACAUCAGUACCACUCGCUCGCCUCAGCAGGUGAUGGGCUCCCUGGUGAAGACCUUCUUUGCAGAAAAGCAGGGCUUGUCCCCACAGCAGAUCUACCAUGUCACAGUGAUGCCAUGCUAUGAUAAGAAGUUGGAGGCGUCCAGGCCUGACUUCUACAUCACGAAGUCGGAGAUCAGGGAGGUGGACUGUGUCAUAACCUCUGGUGAGGUUCUGAAGAUGCUGGAGCAGGAGGGCGUGUCUCUGCAUGAUGUGGAUCCAGCACCGUUAGACACACUGUUUAGCAAUGUGCUUGGGGACGAGUUGAUGAGUCACGCGGGUAGCGGAUCUGGUGGCUACUUGCACCACGUCUACACUUAUGCUGCUAGACAGCUUUUUGGAGUUGAUGUGAAGGAAAUCACAUAUAAGACACUCAAAAACAAGGACUUCCAGGAAGUGACUUUAGAGAAAGAUGGUGUCGUUCUGCUGCGCUUUGCUGCCACCUACGGCUUCCGUAACAUUCAGAACCUGGUGCAGAAACUGAAGAGGGGAAAGUCACCAUACCACUUUGUGGAAGUAAUGGCCUGCCCAUCAGGCUGUCUGAAUGGAGGAGGGCAAAUACGACCUCAGGCAGACCAGUCAAACAAAGAACUGCUGCAGCAGGUGGAGGAGCUGUACAAAGCAGAGAGUCCCAUGAACCCAGAGGAGGAUGAGCGCAUAUCAGAGCUGUACCAUACCUGGCUGGAGGGUGUGGGGGAGGCACAAGCCCGCAAGCUUUUGCACACCCAGUACCAUGCUGUGGAAAAGGCCAGCAGUGGCCUUAACAUCAAAUGGUGAAACUGUAAAGUAAGAAUCGCCUUAUGUCACUUGGAUUCCCUUUGGACUGCCGAAGCUGCAGGUGAGAACCUCACCAUGAGGCUGCUUCUUAGCAGCAUAACUGAGGGGUGCAUCAAGGUAAACUCAUAUGCAAGCAGACCAAGAGAGACAAAGGGACAAAUCUUUCAUUCACUUGCUCAUUAUCAGUAUGGAUCUGUGUAAUCACUGGGUUUCAGAAAAGUUUGGAGCACUUAUAUGACAAUGGUAGUUUUAUUUUUGUCACUGGAAAAUUUGUAUUCCAUCUCACCACUGAGUAAAAUGAACUGUCAUUCUUUCAUAUAUUCAUGUUUUUUUUCCCAGUUAUAUUUAUAAAAGUUUAUGCAGUGUGAUAUCGAAUAUACAAGUAUACACUAAAAUAUUGAUAUUUAAUCUCAUUGUUGGCUUAAUUAUAAAUUUUUUGUACAAAAACCACACCAAGAUAAAAUUUUUAUAUGCUGUUUCAUA